UGACAUUCGUAAAGAAAAUGGCGCUGUGUUGUGCAAUUUCAAAUGAAGUUCCAGAACACCCAGUUGUUUCGCCUGUUUCGGGUGCAAUCUUCGAGCGGCGGCUGAUAGAAAAGUAUAUAAUAGAAAAUGGAGUGGACCCCAUCAAUGGCAGAGAAUUGUCCAUGGAGAUGCUUAUUGAAGUUAAAACCAGCCCCAUCGUGAAGCCCAAGCCGCCGUCCGCCACGAGCAUCCCGGCCAUACUGAAGACCCUGCAGGACGAGUGGGACGCGGUGAUGCUGCACAGCUUCACGCAGCGCCAGCAGCUGCAGACGGCCCGGCAGGAGCUCAGCCACGCCCUGUACCAGCACGACGCGGCGUGCCGCGUGAUCGCCCGCCUCACCAAGGAGGUGAUGGCGGCCAGGGAGGCCCUGGCGACCCUCAAGCCGCAGGCCGGCAUGACGGCCAACCCCGCCGGCAUCCCGCAGCCGGCGAUAGCGGUGGAGGCGGGCGGCGUGGCCAGCCAGCCCACGGAGCAGGCGGGCAUGACCCCGGACGUGAUCCAGAAGCUGCAGGACAAGGCCACGGUGCUGACCCAGGAGCGCAAGAGGCGGGGCCGCACCGUGCCCGAGGACCUGGUGUCCCAGGACGCCCUGCGCACCUUCCACACGCUGGCCUCCCAUCCCGGCCUGCACAGUGCCAGCGCCCCGGGCAUCCUGUCCUUGGACAUCCACGGGGCUGACACCAGCAAGAUCCUGACGGGCGGCAACGACCGCAACGCCACCGUCUUCAACAAGGACACGGAGCAGGUCGUGGCCAUCCUCAAGGGGCACACCAAGAAGGUCACCAGGGUCAUCUACCACCCGGAGGAGGAGCUGGUGAUCACGGCGUCCCCGGACACCACCAUAAGGGUGUGGAACGUGCCGUCGUCGCAGAUGACCCAGCUGCUGCGCGCCCACGACGGCCCGGUGACGGGGCUGUCGCUCCACCCGACGGGCGACUACGUCCUCUCCACCUCCACCGACCAGCACUGGGCCUUCUCGGACAUACGCUCCGGCCGCCUGCUCACCAAGGUUUCUGACCAGGGUUCUUCCGGCAUUGCACUUACAACAGCACAAUUCCAUCCAGACGGUCUGAUUUUCGGAACGGGCACCUCGGACUCACAAGUCAAGAUUUGGGAUUUGAAGGAACAAUCCAAUGUUGCCAACUUCCCAGGCCACUCUGGUCCAAUCACAGCCAUAUCGUUCUCCGAGAACGGCUACUACUUGGCAACAGCUGCAGAUGAUGCUUGCGUCAAGCUUUGGGAUCUCCGCAAGCUGAAGAACUUCAAGACCCUGCAAAUGGACGAUGGCUACGAAAUAAGGGAUCUUUGCUUUGAUCAGAGCGGUACCUAUCUUGCAGUUGCUGGCACUGAUGUUAGGGUGUACUUGUGCAAGCAGUGGCAGGAGCUGAAGGUGUUCAACGACCACACCGCGCUGGCCACGGGCGUUCGGUUCGGUCGCCACGCGCAGUACCUCGCCUCCACCAGCAUGGACCGGACGCUCAAGCUCUACGGCCUGUAAUCGCUGCCGCAGCUGGGAGCCACACGGUAAGCUGUCACUGUGUUGUGUGAACAUCGUACAUUUAGGAAGUGUUUCUGAUCAGUAGUUUUAUUGUUCGCAAGCCAGUAUUUUCCGACUACAUGUGGUGAACUAUCUUUGUGCACUACAUAGGUACACCUCCAGUUUUGAAAAAUCUUGGUUAUAAUGAUUUUUAACUUUUAUAAAUAAGACAAUUCAAUUUAAAAAAAUAUAAUUUGAAAGUUAUUUAACUUUUGGAAAUUAAGUUAUAUAGAAAAUGUCAAAUUUUUUAGAUUUUAAUUUAGUAGAAAUUUUGGAACUAUAAAUUUUUUUAUCUGUAAACUACUGUGUUGCCACCUCUGAUGUUUCUCUUGGGUUGAAGACGAUGAAAAACUUGUUUACAAAUGUCAUAAAUAAUAUUAAGAAGAUUAAAUUUUUAGUGUGGUAAUAUGUAUAUCUGUUUUUGACAAAUUCCUGCAUAAGUACAUAAUUUUGUAUGUCAAAUGAUGUCAUUUUAUGUGUAUAUUAAUGAAAGUCAAUUCUGAGGUAAAUAUUUGAACUAUUCUAAAUUUUUUUAUAUACUUCUGUCAUCGAAAGGGCAUUGAAUUUAAGUGUUAACUUUGGUUUUUAAUUCUUUACAACUAGAAGUAUGGAACACGAUUAAUUUUGUCUUGUAAUUUAUGUAUUUUCAUAGAGAGUUGUGCAAUGCAUUGGUGUUUCUGUAGGAUUAACUAAUGUUUGAAGUGAUUUGACAAUUUAUUUGAAAAUCAUAUCUUCAUUAAACACAGUUAAAAAUAUCUCACAAAAAGUGUUUUACAGCUGCCCUUGAAUAUUUCCAAAAGGAAUAAAGGCAUGUACGUCUACGUGUGCUGCAGUUUGGCUGAGUUUGUGGCCUGGAUUCAAAUAGAGACUAGGAUAUAUUAACAGCCAGAAAGUUAUACAAACUGAAUUGCAUUUAUGUUACAAGUAAUAGAAAAUAGUAUAGUAGUUUAAAGUAUGGAAUGUUAAAUAUUUGGUACUGUGCAAGUUUGUGGCAGAUUACCAUAUUAACCCGAAUAGGGGCCAAGAUUUUUAUCCACAAAAACCACUCACAAAAAGAGGGUCAACCUUAAAUUGUACCCUAAUAAAUAUCUAAGUAGGAAAACAAAACAAAAUAUUUAAGUAUACUUUAUCGACUAUAGAACAGCGUUAAAAUAAUUUCUUACGUUGCGUUACCAUGUAUGUUGAUGACCUUUAUUUAAUAAAGUGCAUUAAAAUCA
Messenger RNA from Bacillus rossius redtenbacheri, 2794 nucleotides. RefSeq names its product pre-mRNA-processing factor 19 (gene Prp19). The record is from RefSeq and is a predicted model, not a curated record. Gene Ontology annotation, biological process: protein ubiquitination; mRNA splicing, via spliceosome; DNA repair. The coding region runs from base 18 to 1538 and encodes 506 amino acids. Lineage: Eukaryota; Metazoa; Arthropoda; Insecta; Phasmatodea; Bacillidae. Gene Ontology annotation, cellular component: cytoplasm; Prp19 complex; U2-type catalytic step 1 spliceosome. The transcript is spliced from 11 exons. Gene Ontology annotation, molecular function: ubiquitin protein ligase activity; protein binding.